AUGAUUAACUUUAACGUUAAAGCAGAUGAGAGUUCCCAGGCGUUAAGUCUGGGAGACCUCCUCUUAUUGCUGCUGACAAUCUCGCUCUUUUUCCUCCUCAGUGUCGUAUCUGGGCGCAUGCUUUACAAACAAUACGCGGCUAAGCGCAAGCGUCUCUCGACCAUGACGACAGCCACUGAAGAGGUCUCCGGGUCUGCACCAGCUGGUCGGGUGUCGUAUUCUGCCGUUCCUCAAGCCCCAACAACGUCGAUCAAUGUCGUGGGUGGAUCCGAGGCCGCUCUUAUGGAAGAUGAGGGCGCUGCUGCUGCUUCAACUGGCUUUGAAAUGCGCCAGCGCCUAUUUUUGCUGCUGUUUAUGGCCUCAACCUUGCGUGUUUGUUCUUUAAUUACUGAAGUGGCGACUUUGGAGAUCGUGGCAAAACUGCCUGCAACUUCCGCAUACUGCAGACUAUUGACAUUUUUCCUCUGGCUACCAUCUAUGCUAUUCGUGUCCAUGUAUGGACUUGUGCUGCUAUUCUGGGCACAAUUGUGCUAUGCGUGCUGGGGUAAAGCUUAUCCAUGGCCUCGGCGAAUUUUUUUUCUCUUCAAUGUAUUUCUUUACGUGAAUUUUGCACUAUUAUUUGCAUUUGCAAACACAUCAGCUGGACUCUGGAGAGGUUGUGACUUAUUACAAGGAAGCGUCUUUGUUUUAGGACUUUUUGGUAUUUUGUACUACAGUCUUCGUCUUAUUGACUUCUUUCGUAAUCAAAGUCCAGACGAAGAUUUUUUCUUCGAUUUGUCAUCCGCAGCAAUGGCUAAUAACAACGCUUCUCAAAUUCGCUCGGGAGCGUCGUCACUUUCUAUUGCAGCCGAGCUAUCUCCCCGACAGCUUGUUCUACGAAGGAUUACGGCGGUGUGCAUUCUGCUUUGUGUUCUUUUUACGGUGAAGGCACUUUAUCUGUUCGGCAUGGGUUUGGGAUAUAUGGAAUCGGACGAAUUUCAGUACCGCGGGCCUGUUGGUGUCCACUAUAUCGCAUACGAAUUCACAAUUCACUUCUCCACCGAAUUUAUGCCAAGCGCGCUCUUGCUUUAUUUCACCCGCCACGAUAAGGCGUCGUCGGCCCAGCGACAACGUCUUCGCUCGUCAUCCGCAACUUCAGCAUCUGCUUCCUUGUCCAGCAGCAGCUAUGGUGCGAACAACGCACGUGAUAAGCCUCCAACACCCAGUUUUACUUAUGUACCGAUCCGAGGCAAUGGUCAUGGGAUCGCUGCUGGGCACCCAUAUCAAGAAGACGCCAUUUCGAAGCUUUCUGGAUAUCAGUAUCAGGCAACACAACGCGCGUACGGAUCAACAAGCACAACAUUGGCAAAACCUGCAAAUCUUCGCUCGAGCAACAAUAGCGGUGCAUUUUUACUUGAUAGCAUCAGUGGCGGCACAUUCGGCAGCGCCGAUCCCAAUACAGGCUUGAAUACAAAGGUGGCAGAACGUUAA
Messenger RNA from Plasmopara halstedii, 1470 nucleotides. RefSeq lists its product as uncharacterized. The coding region runs from base 1 to 1470 and encodes 489 amino acids. NCBI's taxonomy places the organism in Eukaryota, Oomycota, Peronosporomycetes, Peronosporales, Peronosporaceae. The transcript has 3 exons. The record is from RefSeq and is a predicted model, not a curated record.